Messenger RNA from Funneliformis caledonium, 468 nucleotides. Lineage: Eukaryota; Fungi; Glomeromycota; Glomeromycetes; Glomerales; Glomeraceae. The record is from the annotation of a GenBank genome assembly.
AUGUUUCUAAGGUACACUUAUUGGGGAAAAAUUUCAACAUAUGAACAAUAUUACUACACAUCUUAUCCAAAUGCGACCAUUGAGGAACGUCACCAAGCUUUAGCAAAGGAUAUAGAUGCUCUUUCUAAAACCUAUAACAAGAACGAUAACAAAUAUUUGAAAUUGAAAUCAUUUAGAGACAAAUUGAAUAAGGUUAGUGCUCUUUUGUGCAGAAUAGUAGACUAUAGAACUGGAAGCACUUCGUGGCUACAGUUUGCGAAAGCUUUUAGUCAGGUGUCCCGACUUGCUAGCGGACAGAAACUUGGACUGAGAUGGGGUGCAUCCACAACUGGGGUUUUCGCGUGUGCCAUUCGUCGCUGGCGAGCCAAAUCUUGUCAUAAUCACGAAGCAGUUACCAUCUCAAUUAGCCUCAGUGCUAUUGGUGGCAUGGUGCCUUGCGGAGCCAUGCCCAGUCUCCCCAGACUUUGA